Messenger RNA from Colius striatus (speckled mousebird), 1704 nucleotides. RefSeq names its product solute carrier family 46 member 2 (gene SLC46A2). Gene Ontology annotation, biological process: transmembrane transport. The record is from RefSeq and is a predicted model, not a curated record. Bases 187 to 1554 code for a protein of 455 amino acids. The transcript has 4 exons. Gene Ontology annotation, cellular component: membrane. Lineage: Eukaryota; Metazoa; Chordata; Aves; Coliiformes; Coliidae. Gene Ontology annotation, molecular function: transmembrane transporter activity.
CCUCCCAGACAAUUAAUCUCUCUUGCACAACUCCCUGAUUCUGCACGGCCUACAGGACCUCUUGGUUUUAUUUCCUCCAUUGCUCAGCUACAAGCUUGCCUCCAGAGCAGAACUUCUGAAGAGCCAUUUCCUCCCACACAUCUCCCUGAAAGCAGCUCUCCCCAGGACGAGGCGGUCACCUGCAGCAUGGUGGGAGUGCCGACGAUGAGGACGUGGGUUGAGCCGGUGGUCGCAGGUUCGCAAGUUGCCAGUGCCUUCUGCGACACGGCACUGCUGCUGGUGGUGAAGGACUACUACAAUCAGACCAACGUCACUGCUCCCUCCCACGUACUGGAAGAUGCUCAGCAGAAGGCUGUCUCUAAUUUUUAUAUUAUCUACAACCUAGUCCUGGGCCUGAGCCCACUGGUGUCAGCCUACGGUCUGUCCAAGUUGGGGGACAGGAUGCAUCGGAAGAUCCCCAUCUGCUUCCCUCUUCUUGGCUACUUGGGCUCCAAAACUCUCCUGCUCCUCUUGAUCCUGUUGGGCUGGCCGAUUGAGGUGAUGUAUGGGGCUGCUGCUUUCAGUGGGCUGACGGGCGGUUUCACCACACUCUGGGCAGGCAUCAUGGCUCUUGGAUCCCUGGGGUCAUCUGAGAGCAGGAGAUCUCUGCGGCUCAUCAUUAUCGAGCUGGUGUAUGGCCUUGCUGGCUUUCUGGGAAGCAUGGCCUCUGGCUAUCUCUUCAUUGGCUUUGGUGAUCACUAUCGAGAGGGCACUGUGCUGGUGGUCUGCAGCAUCUCUUGCUAUGCUUUCUGCCUCCUUUACAGUGUUUUUGUCCUGAUAGUCCCCACACCAGUAGCUCCCUGCCCAGACAAAGCCAAGAGUGCAGAGGAGGUGGGCAGCCAACUGCCAGUCCACACAAAAGAAGCAACAAGGGGAAGUUCCCAACCUUCAGAAAGCAGCAGCUCCUCUCCAGUAUCCCCCUCAAAACUCAUCAUCAUCAUGUUGUUUGUGGCAGCAAUCAUCUAUGACCUUGCUGUGGUUGGUGCAAUGAACAUACUCCCACUCUUCUUGCUCAGGGAGCCUUUAAGCUGGGAUGCUGUGGAGAUUGGCUACAGCAAUGCUGCUGGAUAUGCAAUCUUCAUCACCAGCUUCCUAGGGGUAUUUGUGUUCUCUAAAUACCUGAGGGAUAUUACCAUGAUCAUGAUUGGAGUGGCAUCCUUCAGCGCUGGCAUCCUCAUUAUGGCCUUCGUGCGACAGACAUUCCUCUUCUACCUUGCACGGGCAGUGAUGCUCUUUGCCCUCAUUCCCUUACCAAUCAUCAGGUCCAUGUUAUCCAAGCAUGUUGAAGGAUCAUCCUACGGUAAGUUGUUUGUCCUGCUGGAGCUGUCUUUAGUCGCCACAGGAGUGGUGACAUCUACAGUCUACAACAAGAUCUAUCAAAACACACUGAACUGGUACAGCGGCUUCUGUUUUGUUUUGUCCUUUCUAGUUGGCUGCCUGAGUCUUCUUCCUUUAAGCAUUGUGGCCAUCAGACAAUGUUCAACCACUGGCUCAUUUCAGAUUCUGAUCAAGUGACAGAGACUGUACCACCUAAAGCAUCUUUUGCUCUUUAUCAACUUCCCAAACUAUGAAAGUGGAAGGUUUGGUAAGCAUUACUCCUCACCAUUAGAGAAAGCAUCUCAUUUGUGAUCCAUCAACCACUGAGCUCAUCCAUGACAAAGAAGU